Messenger RNA from Aethina tumida (small hive beetle), 700 nucleotides. RefSeq lists its product as uncharacterized. The record is from RefSeq and is a predicted model, not a curated record. The transcript has 4 exons. The coding region runs from base 26 to 700 and encodes 224 amino acids. NCBI's taxonomy places the organism in Eukaryota, Metazoa, Arthropoda, Insecta, Coleoptera, Nitidulidae.
AGACAUCUGACCCAACAAUGAAAAUAUGCUGCCAUCAUCUAAUCAAGUUCAGUUGCAUGGUUUAGACAGUGGUUCCGAGGAGAACUGCCAUCAGGAUGCCGAUUUACCCAUGAUGAAUAAUAAUGGGAUUGAAAAUAUAAAAUUAAGAGGAGAUUCGAAAGCUGCCAAAUUAGGAGACCGAUACGAAACAUCAGUCCUGACUCAUCUCGCAAUUCGAUGCGCAUUAGAUAAAACGAUUCGAAACUUCCAAAUUGUAUACAACGCGAAAGACCACGGUGAUUUGGACGACAUCGUUAUCAACGAAGAUAAUCGCUUUAUGACCUGUGUGCAACUCAAACAUAAAGCAGAACGAAGCAACAUUUCGUUGGAAUACAAAAAAUUCGAAAAAACUUAUAACGAUGUACUUGUACCAAAAUAUAAGAAUCAUUUUCAAAAAGGUUUGAAAUUAAACAUUAUAGUUUUGUCCAAUUCAAAUGUUAGACUUCCUGAAAACAUGAAAAAAAUUGUAAGAAAUGAGGAAGGAGAACGUUUGGAGAAUAAGUUUAGUACCGGAAACGGAGAAGUGUUCCAACUUGAACAUGUAAAUGGAGCUGAUGAGACUCCGGAAUUUUACAAAAACUUGUAUCUAUUCUCCAAACAGGCUGCUUAUUCUCAUAGCAGAGACAUGUUCUUUAUUCAUAUUUCUCUGAGAGUGUUGUAG